This is a messenger RNA of Bicyclus anynana (squinting bush brown), 10829 nucleotides long. It is a transcript of the gene Vps26, whose product is annotated as vacuolar protein sorting-associated protein 26B-like. The transcript has a single exon. Lineage: Eukaryota; Metazoa; Arthropoda; Insecta; Lepidoptera; Nymphalidae. Gene Ontology annotation, cellular component: retromer complex; endosome. The record is from RefSeq and is a predicted model, not a curated record. Gene Ontology annotation, biological process: retrograde transport, endosome to Golgi; intracellular protein transport. Bases 158 to 1624 code for a protein of 488 amino acids.
GUAGUCGCCAUCUUUGCUUCAAUCUUUCAGUCGCCUACAGAUUUGCGGGCGUUUCGUCGCCGUUUUUCAAUGUUUUGCUCAAAUAAAGCGUUAUUAUUCUGUUCAAAAGCAACGUAAAAAAACUUUCACACCAAUUGCGUAACAGUUAAAUGUGAAAAUGAGUUUUUUCGGAUUCGGACAAACCGCGGAUAUCGAAAUCGUGUUCGACGAUGCUGACAAACGGAAGGUUGCCGAAGUUAAGACGGACGAUGGUAAAAAGGAGAAGUUGUUGCUAUAUUACGACGGUGAAACCGUGUCGGGGAGGGUCAACGUGACGUUGCGUAAACCGGGAUCAAAGUUGGAGCAUCAAGGAAUAAAAGUGGAGUUAAUCGGACAAAUCGAGUUGUUUUACGACAGAGGUAACCACCACGAGUUUAUAUCGCUGGUGAAGGAGCUGGCGCGGCCAGGCGACCUCCUGCAACACACGUCAUACCCAUUCGAGUUUGCGAACGUCGAGAAACCGUACGAAGUUUACACAGGAGCCAACGUCAGACUGAGGUACUUCUUGCGUGCGACUAUCGUCCGCCGCUUGACAGACGUCAUCAAAGAGGUAGAUAUAGCCGUCCACACGCUGUGCAGCUACCCCGACGUGCUCAACUCCAUAAAAAUGGAGGUGGGCAUCGAAGAUUGUCUGCACAUAGAGUUUGAGUACAACAAAUCAAAGUAUCACCUGAAAGAUGUGAUAGUAGGUAAAAUAUACUUCCUCCUUGUCCGCAUAAAGAUUAAGCACAUGGAAAUAUCCAUCAUAAAGAGAGAAACCACUGGCUCUGGUCCCAAUACAUUUACGGAAAAUGAAACGGUGGCCAAGUACGAGAUAAUGGAUGGUGCACCAGUGAGAGGAGAAAGUAUUCCUAUAAGAGUAUUUUUAGCUGGUUACGAUCUUACACCUACAAUGAGGGAUAUAAAUAAUAAGUUUUCAGUUAGGUAUUACCUGAAUCUGGUACUUAUGGACACAGAAGACAGGCGUUACUUUAAACAGCAGGAGGUUACCUUGUGGAGGAAAAGUGAUAAAUCACGGUUGCCAUUACACAAUCCUCACCAUCCACAAAACCUUACCUCAGGGUCUCCACUGCGGCAACUAAGUGCAUCUAGUGAAGAGAACUCUGCGAGGGGCGUCUCUCCCACUAUACCGGAGAGUGCACUUCAGAGGUCUGUCUCUCCUCCCAUGCCCAACAUAGAAACACAUAAUGGGCCCACACAAAUGGAGCAAGAGGAACCCGAUCUAUUACCAACCAAACUGGCCAAUACACACAUUCAGCACAAUGAAACUGAAAAUCCUGACAUUGCCAACGAUAAACCAGUGGAACAACCCAAGGUUGCAGAGAAACCACUAGAUAAACCCCAACUCGAAGAACCAAUUGCAGAAAAAGUGCCUGAAAAACCACAGAUUUCAGAAAAGCCAUCCAUAGCAACAAAAGCAGCAGUAGAAAAACCGAUAGCAGAAAAAAUUGCAGUAGCAGAGAAGCCAUUACUAGCAGAGAAGCCAUUGCUAGCGGAGAAACCACAAGUCGCAGAGAAACCAACCAUUGCCGAAAAGCCUGUGUUGUCGCGGCCAGAAAGUGUGGAGGCUGCACCGAGUCAAUAGCCUAUAUUUACAUGUGCGGUAACCAUGUCUGUUACCGACGAAAUGAACUGUGUGUUUUCAUACAUGAAAACAGUUGUUUAAACCAAAAGUUUAAACUGAAAGGUACAUUGUUGAGGUUUGCUUGAAGUUACUUUAAAUGCAAAUUGAAUAAACAAACCCAAAUCUACUAUUAAAUAGGCUGGUAAGUAUUUAGUACAGUUUGUAAUUGAUUGAAGACAUAAACCCCUGAACCAAAUUUAGUGCCACUUAAAAGUCUAUAAUUAUGAAAUUGACUUUGUGAUUCAAAAAUACUUUAUUUGAGUAAGUCUUUAAGGUAGUGAUAAUCAGUGAUGAACAAUAAAGCAAUAAAUUGGAAUUGUUAUUACGAUUGGAUUACAAUUGUUAUCCAGUAUAGGGAAUUAUAAUUGUCAUUUGAUUAUAAUGGUAUAUUCAAUAAAUUAGAUUACAAUUGUUAUCCAGAUUAUGCAAUUAUAAUUGUCAUUUGAUUAUAAUUGUAUAUUCAAUAAAUUAGAUAACAAUUAUUGUCAUCAGAUUUAUUUUUUUGGAAUAAAUUAGAUGACAAUUGUAGUCCAAUAUAUCGGAUAACAAUUGCCAUCCAAUACAUUGGAUUACAAUUGUCAUCUAAUGCAUUGGAUUACAAUUGUCAUCUGAUAUAUUGGACUACAAUUGUCAUCUAAUUCAUUGGAUUGCAAUUGUGAUUUGAUAUAUUGACUAUUGCAUAGCAAAGGUAUUAUAAACCAACAAAAACAAAUCUACCUACAGUGCAUAAAGAAAUCAGCCUAUGAGCCAUAGACUUUAUACAUUUAGGCUGAUUUGCCUGUAAUGUUGCAUUUUCAUUGAAAAUGGACUAUACAACAAAGUUUUUUAUAACACAUUAGGUAAAGUUCCAUCAUAUUACAUUACAUUUCCAUUAUGAUUGAUUGUAUUUGAUGAAUAUGAAUAACUUUGCUCAGCUUGUUGGCUUAGUUUUUAAGCUUAAUAAUUUAAUACACACUAAUAGAUAGAGAUAAAGUCCUUCAAAAACUUUAUGAGGUAACAUAAUUUUAUUUUAAGAUCUAAGAUCAUUAUAAUUUUAACAAAUUACCCAUUUGUUCAUUUAAUUCCAUUAGGAUUUUGACACCUAUUAAUUACUUUACAUGCAAGUAGGUAAUACACGUUAAUUUGAAACUUGACAAGGCAAAGUCAUUGUAGGUCGAGAUACAAGACUGUUUAAAAAAAAAUAUGAUAGCAAGUAAAUACAAUUUACCUGCCGGUAAUAUAAUCCGAAUAUUAAUUUAAAUUGUAUUAAUAUUGUUUAAAUGAAACUAUAUUAAUUCACGACAAGAUUUUUUGGCCAAUCAAAAUGAUUGUAGCUUUCACAAUUGGUAUCUAAGUUUGGGCAAAGGGGCGCUAGAUCAAAUAACAUCGAUAUAAAAAAAAAUGCUGUAUAGUUUUUUACAAAACCCAUGUAGCAAUAUUAUAUUCAUUAAUUUAUAACUUUAUAUUAUUACAGUCUUAUAGAAAAAAAUGAGAAUUAUGACAACAUUUUUAAUUCAUAAAGUAACACUGUAUUUAUUUAUAGAAGUCAAUAUUUAAUCCCAUUAUUUUAAUUUAAGCUUAGCAUACUGCUGUAGACACAUAUACAAAAAUUGUACAAAAAUUUGUUCAGAAUCAAUUCAAAUGGCUAAUAUUAAAAAAUGAUUGUUGAAAUGAAAAUUAGAACUAUUGAUAAUAUUAUAACAAUAUUCAUCAAUUUCAUUAAAAAAAAAAACAUAUAUUUUAACAAUAAACAUAUAAAUCUGGCAAAAAGUCAAAUACCUACAGCCAAACAUAACCUCUGUUUUAAAAUUGUUUUUUUAUACAUUCACACCAAUACACGAAAUUCACUACAUAGAUCUUACAUAACUUAUGAGCUGAAAUAGAUAUCUGGUAACUAUCCAUCUGAUUAUCCUAUUUUAAAAAUGUACUCAGGCACAGUUAUCCGCCCUCUUUGAUAUGACGCGAGUAUAUUAAAGUGGGCGAAUAAUUGUGCCUUUGAGUAUAUAUACUUUAAUAUACUCAGCAACUUAUUAUUCGGCUACAGGUUUGACUGAAUAUUUAUAUCCAGCAAUUUCAGCUCUAAAAACAUCUACGUAGUUCUUGUGUAAAAAUUUCAAUGAAUUUUAAUGACAAUAUAUUUUAUUUAUUAACAAAUCAAAGUUUAAGUUAUAAUUUGUUUGAAUACCAAUAAUUAUGGUCCAUAAAAUUCAUAAAACACAAUGAAUCAUACAUUUUGUGCUAAUAAAUCAAGUAUAAAAUUAUGUAGAUAGUAGAUAACAUCUGAAUGCCUGAUUUCAUAAUAGUGCCAUUAAUUUUAGUAUGAUUUAUAUGAAUUAACAAAACCAGUUGUUUGUUGAAUAUUUACAUAGACAUGAUUGCACACAUGAUAAUAUUAUAGUAUAGCUAACAUAUCAACGGCUUUUAAUAUAUUUUUUAAACAUACUACAUUUUUUUGUGGUAGAUACCGUAACAUAACUUUAUAUAGGGUGUUGUGAAUGUGUUAUCUACCAUUGUAGAAAUAUGUUGCAACUAGAAAAGUGAUAGCCUAGCGAUUACAAUGUGCUGAUUUUCAAUGAGGUCAUGGCUUUUAUUAUUUUUCUUGCAAUAAAUCAAUUUAUUGCACCUGGCUUACAGUCAGUUUGCUAGUACAUACAAAACAUGAGAGUCUAGUUUGUACAAAAUAAUUUUCAACUCCAUUGUUAUUUUUGAAAGAUUUGCUUUGUACUCUUUUUUUCCUGACACCCCAAUAUAUUUUAUGUAACACAUCUUGCUUGUGUGUUAUGUAUAGACAGAGAAAUCAAUAGAUUACUUGUCAAUUGUUAAACUUGUUUAGUACUUUGUUGUGCCUGAAAAGACACAGUCCCCCCUAGCCAAGUGGCGCGUCGAUGAUGUAUGGGAAUUUGCUAUCAACAGAUCACGUGAUCAAGGUCAUUCCCUUACAUAUUUCUAGUUUUCGAAGCGUUAGUGAUCGUAGAAAGAGAAUCGACAUACCACUUGGCUAGGGGGGCAGGUCAUGACACCAAAUAUUGAAUUGUUUCGUCUCGUUUCUUUACAGAGUCCACUCUUAUGUUGUUCUCUUUUUGAGAGAUGUGAGGAAUUAGUCAGGGCUCUGUAGUAAAUUUUGUACAACUGGUUACUAUCAAGUUAAUUUAAAAGUAGCUGAUUUGUUUUAGUGUCGCUUAAUUAAUAGUUAUACAACUUAACAGCUACAAUAUCCUACAAAUUGCGUGGUACAUUAUCUCGUUCCGACGCUCAGAAAAUUUUAUGUCCUGGUAACUCUGUUACUGCUUACCAGCUACCAGAAACAAGAAGUUGAUUGUCUCAUCGAGAUGAAGCUACUCAUGAAAAAUUAACUUGAUAGUAAUCUGUUGUAAAAAAUGUUCUAUCAAUCCCAGACUAAAUGCUUUCAAUCUGUCUAUUUACUUCUCUAUCUACAGCAAACGGGGAUGAUGACUAGGUUUUAAUAUAUUGAUUUUUAUAAGACACUCUGGUAAAUAAAGUAACUAAACUAACUAUUAAGUAAAAACCAAAGCUUGUCUAGAUGUUUGCAAAAAAUUUUAAUAAAAAAAAUUCAACCGACUUCCAACUAAAAAAUUAACCUAAACUAAAAAGCAAAAAAUAACAUCUUACUUAUGUGCUACCUUCUGAUCAGUUUGAAGGCGGUGCCAAGCCAGUGAUGUUUUAAUUUAAGCCGUUUAAAUUACAAAAUUUCUGUGGUUCUUUCAGAAACGGCUUUAAUUAAAACAUCACUGGCUUGGCACCGCCUUCAAACUGAUCAGAAGGUAGCACAUAAGUAAGAUGUUAUUUUUUGCUUUUUAGUUUAGGUUAAUUUUUUAGUUGGAAGUCGGUUGAAUUUUUUUUUAUUAAAAUUUUUAUUUUUUAAUUUUUAGUGUUAGCACACCCACUGAGUGUGAACAAAAAUUAAUAAGCAAUUAGUUGAAACGUUAUUUUCUUAUGAUAAGUAUCUAAGUCCUACAAUCCCAAUUUUAAAAAUACUACCUUAACUCAUAUACAAAAUUUCACUCCCCCUUUAUCCACACGUAAUAUGAAUAUUCAUAAAAUCGUGAAAGGUGACUGUCCUCCGUCUUCAUCACCAGACCCCCUAUGCAGUCACAUUCUCAUCAAUUUAAAUUUAUCAAGUCCAAACACAAGGUAGCUACUGUGAACCGUCGAGGAGUUCCCUUAACUCUCCUUCAUCUUCGUCACCAGACCUCUAAUACAGUCACAAUCCAUCUAGGUGGAAAGUUCUCAUCAAUACAAAAUGAUCAAGUCAAAACACAAGGUAGCUACUGUGAACCGUUGAGGAGUUCCCUUAACUAUCCUUCGUCUUCAUCACCAGACCCCUAAUACAGUCACAACCCAUCUAGGUGGAAAGUUUUCAUCAAUACAAAUUUAUCAAGUCCAAACACAAGGUAGCUACUGUGAACCGUUGAGGAGUUCUCUUAACUGUCAUUCGUCUUCAUCAUCAGACCCUUAAUACAGUCACAACCCAUCUAGGUGGAAAGUUCUCAUCAAUACAAAUAAAUCAAGCCCAAACAAAAGGUACCUGCUGUAAAUCGUUGACGAGUUCCAUCGUCUGUGUUUCGGCUCCAUCAUCAGACCAACUCCAGACCUUCAUAAAAGUGUAGUGGUUUAAAAUAACUUAUGGAAACACUAACAAACGCACUAGCCGUCCCUACAAUUUUCGAAAGUUCCCCUCGAUUUCUCCAGGAUACCAUCAUCAGAUCCUGACAUGAAAAAAAUGGGACCACCCUGGAAUGAAACCCUUCAAAACAAAAAAAGAAUUUUCAAAAUCGGUCCACAAAUGACGGAAUUAUCGCUGGACAUACAUAAAAAAAAAAAAAAAAAAAAAAAAAAAAAAAAAAACAUACAUACAGCCGAACGUAGAACCUCCUCCUUUUUGGAAGUCGGUUAAAAAUAAAUGAAAUUAUAAAAUUUCAAAAUCUACUAAAAUUCUUUUAUCGUAACAUUUUUCAAUAUUCUAACGACCAGCGAAUCAACGACGUCAUUAAUUCGUGUCAUUUUAUGGGGCGUUUUUCAGGGAUCCGCGGCAGCGCCGCAAAUCUGACCUUUUAAAUCCCUGUAGUUCCGAAAGUAAUGAUCGCAGAUACCCUGUUACUUUUACAAAAUUGCUUUACUAUCAGCAUACCUCUAAUAUAAAUAUAAUUUAAAAACUGUCAUCAUCCCUAUCUACUCACACAAGCUAAUAUGUAAUAUGUCGAGUAAAAAUAAUUUACAUAUAAGUUGACAAAGCCGUGACUUCUGAUUAAGCAUAUUUGCACAUGUUAAGCAAACUGUUACGAUGUAUAUUAAUCAUAUGCAUAGGCUAUUAUGUUAUUUACAAUGAUAUGUAUCGAGUGGUUCAGUUUCGUGAACUGCUGGCAACAUGAACAUCAAUUUGUUCCAAUUGAAACUAUUGCAGUACGAUAUCAAUUGAGUUUAUCAGGAAAUACGAUGAACAUCGCCUGUUUGUCCAUUUUGUAAUACCUAAAUAAGGUUUUGUAUAGCAUAAAAAGUUCGUAACAUUCUUAGCCUAUUCUCACGCAUAUUUGUGUGACCUUAGAACCAUUAUUUAUGAUGGAGAAAUUUCAUAAGUUUAUAUAUAUUUGUUAUAUGAAUAUUUGUCCGCGCAUAUCCCGUAGUCUAGGCCGGAUUUUGCAAAAUUCUCAAGAGUAUACUCCAACUGUGUGAAUUGUGUUUUCUUAAGUUCGAAUACAAUUUUAAAAAAUAGACUCCCUAACUUUCAUCAUCAUUAUUAAUAACCCAUAUUUGGCUCACUGUUGAGUACGGGUCUUCUCUCAGAGUGAAAAUGAUGCACUCAAUAUGUCCUGUCAACGGAACUGCCCUUUCAUUAAACCAGAGGUUCCCAAACUAUUUUUUUCAUAGACCACUUUCUAAUUUAACUGGUUCUGGUGGACCCCCUGCUAAAUUUAUAUCCAAAAUUCGACAAAAAUAGUGAUUAGAUUCACCUAUGGAAAUUAUUGUUUCAGCUGAAUCAACAGCCACCACAAAAUAACAGUUUUCCAAUAAAAAAGUGAGAAUUGAUUACUUAGUUAAUUAAUUAAUAGCGCUGUGAGUGAAUAGAAAAAAGUAAAAUUAUCGUUUACGAAUCGUGAGCCCCUUUUAUGUCACGUCAGCGUAGAGUCCCGCCGAGACUUCUGUAUACCCCUGAGGGGUCCACCUGAGGGGGUCGACCUCUUCGGGAAUCGAUGAUCUAAAUUCUAAACGUUCGACCAUUCAACCCUGUCCUAGACCUAUUUUAGGAAAACAUCAAAUCACGUGAAAGGGGCGGAGCUCGCAAUACAGCGCGGGCGCAUAUAUGUUUAUCAAUGGCAAACAGUUGGUCACGUGAUGUGAUGUGGCUGCUUGACGUUGGCUUGCACAAGGCUUUUAAGUAGGGACUGCACUAUACGUACAAAGUGAAAAAUCCGUUCACUUUUUGCAAUUUGGGUUCGCAAUGAGUCCUCAGGGUUAGUAGUGGAUGUUUGUGUUUUUUGUUUCACUACAGGGAUACAUACUAGGCGAUAGAGAGCUUAGAUUUGUUCCAAUGUUACUGUAUUUGUCAAGCUUAAGGGUGAUAAUGAUAAUGAUAAUGAUAAUGAUGAAAAAUGGUAUAUCGUGCUCACCGAGGCACAAUGGCACCUAUUCACAGCUGAGAAUGUUUACCGAGAGUUUGUUGGAAGAAAGAGAAGCUUCCACAGUCUGACCCAGGUUUCGAACUUGGGACCUCGAGAACCGAUGCUAAAUUGACUAAUUUCUGGACGAACAAGGCAGAUAAAGUGUAUUUUAUAUAUUAAACUAACGAUAUUUUAAAAUGCAAGGUAGUUUAUACAUGUUGGUAAACAAUACAAUUAUUGUGACUUUCUUGAUUUGUGGGAUAAACAGGAUUAAAAUAAGGGUUCCGUUUUUGUACGUACGUACGUAGUACAUAAGUUAGGAACCCUAAAAACAGGUGAAAUUUAACUUUUAUGAAUCUUUUUGAAGAUAAGGGACCGAUUUGAAAGUUCAUUUUUGGGAAAAUGUUCUUAGCUUUGAAGAAUUGUUGAAGAAGCCAAUAGUAAGAUAUGUAUCAAUAUUUUUUCAUUAUGAUGAAAAUAACUUAAACAUUGCCGACAUUGGUCGGAUGAAUUCCAAUUUUUUUUUUAUUAAAUUAAAAUUAAAAAAAAUCAUCUAUAAUAUGAAAAAUAAGAACAUAGUUUGCCAAUGGAAUCUCAAUCGUUCUCUUUUAAAAAAUGUGUGAGAAAAGGCUAAGUAUUUUUUUUUUAUUCUGCGGUCACGUAAGAAACUAAUACGCUUGUUUACUCGAGUACGGAAAAAAAUUCAAGGACAUUUAUGUAUGGCAACUAAUUUGUUAUUAUAUAAUGUUUGGCUCGUGUUAUAAGAAUAACUAAAUAUAGAAUGGAAUCUUAUGUGCAUGCCCUAACGUCGCGUCAUACUCGUAUACAUGCCCUCCCGGCCUGCAACACCCCGCUGUCGCCUGUGGAUUUUGUUAGGGUUGUCAAUAACUAAGCAACCAUUAUAUUUUAUUAUUAUUUUAUGUUAAUUUUAAUUCGAAAAAUCAUAAAAAAUAAAUGCGUCUGGCACGAGAUUUACGUUUCAAUGAUACUGGUUAUUCUUAAUUGUUAUGGUUACGGUAACAUGUAUAUUAUGAAUAGUUUAUAAUUAGUGAUGUAAAAUAAAUGAAUUGGCAAUAAUAUUUAAAUUGGACCCCGUGUAUAGACAGAAAUUGUAAAUUCAUUAUCGAAGGGGUUAGAAUAGAAAUCGUUUUCAAAUGACGAAUUUUUGGUUUGAGUAAUAAAAUGAAGUUUGAAAAACUUGAUCCGAGCUACACAUAUUCUGUAUGAUAGGUUAAGGCGACAAUUUGUAUGACAGAGAUUCAAAAUAUUGAUAUUCUGAUCCCUUCAAUAUGUAUGAAUGUUAACUAUAAACAUACAUUUUUAUGUAUUAUAUUUUACUUGAGAAAGUGGCAUGUUAUUUAAGCGAAAUGAAUCUUGAUACUAUUUGUCUGUAAAAAGUAUACUAUGUACUAAAAAUUAUUUGAUUGUAACUAAAUGAUUAAUAAUAGUUACUUAGGUUUAAAAAGUUGUUAACUGUGGAGACAAAAAUGUAUAGUUGUGUGUUUACAUUGCAACUUUAGGACAUACCACACAUCGAUAUCUUUACCAUACACACAUAUUAAUAGACAAACUGAUACAUAUAACAGGUCCAAACAUGUCGUUAAAAUAAAAAAAAAAUCAAAAUUUUUUUUUGUAUGAAAUUAUUUUGUUAGCUCCACAUUUUAUUCCAUAACUUUUUAUGAGUAGGUCGACACUAAUAAUAUUUUUUGCAUAUACCUUACAAAUCUGUGUUACCUACGUAAUUUUGAUGUCCUUUCUUGUCACAGAUCUGACACAAUGACGAUCGUUAAAACUGAAUUAGUGCCUGGCUCAAGCCGUUUUCCUAUAUCAAUAGAGAAUUGAGUAUUUUUUCUAAUUUUCAAAAUUCUAAUUUAAAUGUGGAGCCCUUAAAAUACAAACUAGACAGCAUUCCGACGUUGGUUUGUUGGAAAUUAUACUUACACUGAUUCAAGUAUAAAUUUCUACGCCUCUAGCCGUGUUACAAUUCGAUUCGCUUUCUACAAACGCUAACACUUCGAAAACUAAAAAAUUCAUGGGAAUGACAUUCGUUAUCGAUAGAUCACAUGAUCAAGCUAUCAAUCGGAUAUGUCUUAUCAUACAUUUUCUUUUUCGAAGCAUUGGCGUUUGUAGAAAGUAUCGAUAUUUAAAAUGGCAAAACGUCGCGUCGUGUCUUUAGUCUGAUGUAUAGUCUUCUUUAUAAUACCCGCUCUUCGCGUUGGCGAGUACCAUGGCCAAUACGUUGGCCAUUAUGUAAUGCGUCUGUAAUAUCUUUACCACAAUAUUCGCCAUAGUAUUGGCCAAUUUAAGAGCGGGCAUAAGUCACACGAAACAUUUGUUUGUUUUUAUAUGAACUACCCACAGUUGGCUUUAUGUUAUACGGAAAAUAAAAUUAUAGUUAUCCUUUAUUCUUUAUGUAUAAAUUAGAGAGUCCAUGUUAUAUUGUAUUUUGUUAUUGUCUUCAGAUUGAUUUUAGCAUUGUAUUUGUAUAUUGAAAAUCUUGUCUCCCGUGAGAUCAAAGGUGAGCAUGUCGAUUAUAUCAUAUUGUUAAUAAAAUAUAUGUAUAAACUGCU